Molecule: messenger RNA, 6943 nt
Organism: Amoebophrya sp. A25
Lineage: Eukaryota; Dinophyceae; Syndiniales; Amoebophryaceae
Source: the annotation of a GenBank genome assembly
GUCACAUGCUCCAGCUACAGGGGGAGAAGCCGGAACCGGAGCAAGAGCAGCCGUAACGGGAGCAAAAACAGGCAUGAACAUAGAAAUGAAAUUCACAGGCAUAACCGGAUUAAGGCUUGAAGAAAUCCAUCUUCCCCAGCAUCUUCGUCUCGUUUUCAAACGGGAAAAGGGCACGAAGAUGCUCAUCAAGAUGGAUUUCUGCAAGGUCUAACUGGAGCAAGAGCAGCAGCCGCAGCAAUCAGAGCUAGGCGGGAAGGUGAAGCCGGACACGAUGAAGAAGAGGGAGAUAAUGGAGACGAGGGAGAAGGAUACGAGCGAGAAGAUCACCAGGAGAUGUUACGAACGCGGAGCAGGAUAUUUAAGUACUUAGAUCUAAUUGAACACAUUAAUCGUAAUUCUAAUUAUGACAUUUUUUCUACAUCAUACGUAGAGGUAGACCACCAAAUCCGAAACACCUCUACUACUUCUUCUAAACAUGCUCUUUGAUGAAGAAGGCGAUGAAGAUGAAGAACUACAGCACUUCUAUCCGGUGGAGGAUAUGAUCGAAGAAGAUACUGGUAAGCGCAUGAUUAGAGGAGAAGGUUCCGCCGGAUUGCACUUACCAGCAAGAGCACCAGCAAGAGGAAGAGGAAACGCGCCCGGCCAAGCCCAAGCGAAACAGCGGCCCGGUCAUUAAGGACUGAAUUAUUCGGAUGAGAAUCAGUCGGGUAGUCGUAGUGGGUCUGUGUAGUAAGUCAGCUCUGCUUUUAGGUCACCAGACUUGGCCAAAUAUACUGAUCUUCACCAUGAUCUCUAAAAAAGAGCACAAGCAGACGAGGGGGACAAAAGUGCAGUUUCUGUAGCUGCCAAGAGUGCAGCUGUACCGGCCAACAGUGCUGCACCAUCGGACAAAAGCGGCACAUCUACCCCAGCAGCACCACAGGGUCAGGGAGAAGGUACCGGAAGAAUGAGGCUACCAGCAAACCCAACAGCAAGGGCGGGAGGAGGAAACGUGCGUUCCCAAGUGAGGGCGCGUCAGGAUCGUUAAGGAUUGAAUCAGAAUGAGUCUGAGUGUACUUAAUUGGUUCUUCUAAGGAUUGAUAAAUGUAUGAGAACAAAUACUUAAGAGUUUGAUGAGUCGUGUGUGUACCUGGAGGUUGUACUUUUAUGUCAUGCGGUUCGUUAGGUAGUUAAGCUACAAGAGCUAUGACAUGGGGCGAACGGCGCAUGAUUUUAGUAGUAUUUUUUGACGAUAUUUUUGCUUUGGUUCUUGCUUGUGCUUGAGGUAGUUGGUUCGAGCUUUGUCAAGAACUCAUCAUCUCGUAGGAUGACACCGGAGUCUAUGAUCACAUCCAGAUUCGCCAUCUCUAAAUAAAAAGAACACCACCGAGGGAACCAACUGCAGCAGACGAGGACAGGAAAAGUGCUGCAUCGGACAAAAGUGCUGCAUCGGACAAAAGCGGCACAUCUACCCCAGCAGCACCACAGGGUCAGGGAGAAGGUACCGGAAAAAUGAGCCUACCAGCAAACCCAACAGCAAGGGCGGGAGGAGGAAACGUGCGUUCCCAAGUGAGGGCGCGUCAGGAUCGUUAAGGAUUGAAUCAGAAUGAGUCUGAGUGUAAUUGGUUCUUCUAAGGAUUGAUGAAUGAGAACAAAUAAGAGUUUGAUGAGUGUGUGUACUUGGAGGUUGUACUUUUAUGUCAUGCGGUUCGUUAAGCUUAAGCUACAAGAACUAUGACAUGGGGCGAACGGCGCAUGAUUUUAGUAGUAUUUGUGAUUCUGAUAGAUAUUUUUGAUGAUAUUUUAGCUUUGGUUCUUGCUUGAGCUUGUGCUUGAGGUAGUUGGUUCGAGCUUUGUCAAGAACUCAUCAUCUCGUAGGAUGACACCAGAGUCUAUGAUCACAUCCAGAUUCGCCAUCUCUAAAUAUAAAGAACACCACCGAGGGAACCAACUGCAGCAGACGAGGACAGGAAAAGUGCUGCAUCGGACAAAAGUGCUGCAUCGGACAAAAGCGGCACAUCUACCCCAGCAGCACCACAGGGUCAGGGAGAAGGUACCGGAAAAAUGAGCCUACCAGCAAACCCAACAGCAAGGGCGGGAGGAGGAAACGUGCGUUCCCAAGCGAGGGCGCGUCAGGAUCGUUAAGGAUUGAAUCAGAUUGAGUCUGAGUGUAAUUGGUUCUUCUAAGGAUUGAUGAAUGAGAACAAAUAAGAGUUUGAUGAGUGAUGUGUGUACUUGGAGGUUGUCUUUUUAUGUCAUGCGGUUCGUUAAGCUUAAGCUACAAGAACUAUGACAUGGGGCGAACGGCGCAUGAUUUUAGUAGUAUUUGUGAUUCUGAUAGAUAUUUUUGAUGAUAUUUUAGCUUUGGUUCUUGCUUGAGCUUGUGCUUGAGGUAGUUGGUUCGAGCUUUGUCAAGAACUCAUCAUCUCGUAGGAUGACACCAGAGUCUAUGAUCACAUCCAGAUUCGCCAUCUCUAAAUAUAAAGAACACCACCGAGGGAACCAACUGCAGCAGACGAGGACAGGAAAAGUGCUGCAUCGGACAAAAGUGCUGCAUCGGACAAAAGUGCUGCAUCGGACAAAAGUGUUGCAUCGGACAAAAGUGCUGCAUCGCACAAAAGUGCUGCAUCGGACAGUAGAAGUGAUAUCUCUGCUACCUCCCCAGCGCCACGACCACCACAGGGUCAAGGCUCCCCAGUGCCAGACCCACAGGCUCAAGGAAUCUUGGGUAACGCUAAUAAUAUUAAUAUGGCCUUAGACACAUCCAACAAGGCAAAGAACACGUCGCCAGGUCGUACCGGAGGUGCAAGGAAUCUUGGUGGAACUGGAAGUUAUGGCAAGAACAUACUUCUAGGCUAUCAACAUCAUUCAUAGGAGGUUUUAGUUAUAUUUUUGUAUGAUUGUGAACAAGUUGAUCUUGGCCGUAGAGCCGCGGACCUUCAACCUUGAACCUUGAUCUUGAUCAUCCACAACAUUAAGAACACGAACAGCAUGCCACAUCAUACCUAGCAAUCUAUCCCUAUGUAGUAAGUCUUAAAGAUUCCACCAGCUCCAGCACCACGCUCCUUUUACAAGAGAACAACUACAUCAAUUGCCAGCAAAUUAUUAGUAGAGCAAACAUUCUUCUGUUAUCAACUUUCUCAUCUACUAACUUACUGCAACUUGUUCGUCGCUGUAUAACUAAACUACCCUUUAGAAAAAUUAGAUGAAUCAAAAGCCUACUAGUCAUUCUGAAUCAGGACCAACAGGAACAGCCGAAAGACCCGCUUACAAUCCAACAACAAGCUCCCUUAGCGGGUGCCAGAAGUCGCCAGGCAAAUCUUCGGCAAAUUGCCGAAGCCUAUUCAAUAGAUUCACACCAUCAAAAAAAUAAUCUGAAUCGACUACAGGCACAGCUAGACUCUGCGCAACUUCAAAAACAAAAUACAACUCCAAAAAAAAAAUCUAAUGUCCAUCUCCACAUCAUCAACAAGUGACGUUAAGCCGAGGAGGAAGUAGUGGAGCGAACAGAAUAAAGGGAGUGGACGAGGCCUCCAGCAAAGUCGCAGCCGCGAUGGCAAUGGCGAACAUUGAGGACCCAGAAACAGGAGAACUUCAACCGUUCAUUGUUAUGUGAAAUUCAGCCAUUAGAAUUAGUGGUUAUGUUCUUGACGAGAGUAGGAGUAAAGGUAAAGGCAACCAACUACAUUCAUUGUUCUUGGAAGCAAUGAGAAAUUUUCUAAUGAUUCAUUCUGAGAUCAUCUGAGUCGACAAUAUUUUUCAUGUGAGUAUCGUAUUCUCAAUGUCAAUACUUCUACAUAUUUAUUCUAAUGAAAGGAGAAUCUCAGCAUUUCAAAGACGCGAUGUGAACCUAGCGACUUACAACAUUACCACAGGGGUCACUCCCUAUGGCGGCAAAAUACGGAGAUUCCUUCCGACGUAUCCGUCUGUUUCUGGAACACGGUAUUUUUUGAAUCAGAUAUUAUUUUGUUCUCUGACAACGGGGUUAGAUAACCUCCUGUGUCAUGCUUGCUUGCUAGUUAGAGGUAUUAAUUUGCAUUUGUGUCCUUGCAUUCGUUCAAUUUCAUCACCACGGCUUCUCACCUCCUUUUACAUUCUUGUCAUCCCUAAACUACAGUACGAGCGGCGACUAUUACGACGACGACGAGUACUACGACGAGGAAGAUGACGGAGAAGGCGGAGGAGGCCAAUUGUUUUACUCUGAGCGUGAAGGUCCUGGCCAAUUGAUGUUCUAUUCAGACGCAGUAGCUGGUGAUAAGAAGGCUGUGCCAUUGCCUUCUCGACCAGUUGCGAAAAAGGACACUUUUAGUAGUCAUCCUAAUCCUCGAGCUAACGUAGACGUGGAUGAUGAUGAUACGACCAAUUCCAAGAAGCAGAAAGAUUUGGUUUUGGAGCACGCGGAAAAUAAGAACUUUAUGGUGAAUAGCUACUACAUCACUAGUACGACAACUAAGGGCAGCAAGAAGCAGCGCGACUCGAAGCAGAAGGGUGCACACCAAGACCUAGUUAUUGGAGGUGAUUUCGCAGAUAUAAUUGACGAGGGAGACGGGGUCCCCCGUAAUUCUCAUUCUCAAGAUGAUGUAUGUGUAUCAGUGUCUGACACGACUGACAACCAGAACCAAGAAGAGAAAUCCGCGGAGGAGCUAGAGGAGAAAGAGGAAAACAAGCGUUUGCAGAUUUUGCUCGAAGACCAGGCGAGGCUUCGAGAACAGAUGACCAAGCUGGAUUUGAAGAUAAUGAACAAUUUGAAGCUAGUUCAAGAUGAAGACUCUCCUCCAGCUGUCGCGGAUGGAUCCUCAGAUCAGAAAGACGACCAUCAAGAUGAAGAGGAACGUUUUAUUCGUGAACCGUGUACAACACCGUCAAUUAUGGAUGAAGAAAGUAGUCUCUACAACUUGCAACAGUCAUCUGUGUCUUCUAGUCAGAACGCGCAGGGGGCAGGAACGUCAACAUCUUCCGCAACCUCAACUCAAAAGACCACUGGUUCUCCAUCUAGAAGAAGUAGGGAAUCUUCUACUUCUUCCAGAAAUAGAAGUAGUACUUCGAGAACUAGAACAACUCUAGUAGGCAAAAGCCGUCAGACUGUGGAACAUCAAGCAAGUAGUACUCGAAGUAGGAGCAUCAUGAAACAGGAGGCACCAUCUAGUACGUCGACCACAACUUCUUCUUACACUUACAUUCGUGGUGAAGAAGCUGGGGGUGAAGAAGCAAGAAAGGUACGUAUUCCUGCGCGUGGUCCACGUCCAGAGACAGCCUCAAAAGUCCUUCCACUAGAUGAUCAUCAGCAACAAGAAGAGAUUACAUCCGAAUACAAGUUUGCACCAUUGGGUCGAUAUGCAGCAGCAUCUACGAGCGUGGUUUCUGCGAAGCCUCAAUCUAGUGGCUCCAGUAGUAGAAGGACGACAUCUUCCGAUUCGAGAACUACAACUACUAGAAAUACUUCCACUAGAGCGGCACCGUCAAACAAGAAGAGCAGAACUGCUGCCCCGCAGCAGAAAAGUGGCCGAGCAGCUCCAGGCCCCUCUAGUAGUGCGUCUUCAUCUGCGUCCGCGGACAAAAAUAACAGACUAGCAGAAUCGUACCAAAGACUUCAACAGGCAAAGAAGCGGGUUGCAGCGGUUGCGCGUCGGUCCACUAAAACAGGUGCAGCAGGCAACGCCAAUUCUUUCGAGAAUACUAGUCUAGCUUCCAACUCGAAAAAUACCAGCAAGAAUACCAAUAGCACUUCCAGCACAACUAGAAGUAGAACGAGUAAUAGAGCAAAUCAGCAGGAACAACGUCAGAGUGGAAGGUCCUCUGCCAUAUUAGCUGCCUCGACGUCGUCUAGAAACAAAUCGUCAAUUACGACCUCAACUACGAUCUCCUCUUCUAUGAAACAGCGUGAAGGACAACAUAGUCAUAGAGACGAAGGCAGUAGUACUUCUCACGAGGAGUCGAGGACUUCGAAAUCGAAAGAAGACUACAAACGAUCUCGUCAGAUUGCCAAAGAGCAGGUCAGUGCAGCGACUUCGAGCCCGGAAGCCGGCUCGUUCGAAGCGCAAUUGCUAGAGCUUGAACGCGAGCUGUUGAAGAAUCGAGAAAUGCCAGAAGAUUCCGAAUUGACUGCAUCGCUUCAAGACAUUGCGUCGUCGCUUCGGUCGGCGUUGCAGAAUAGUGAAGAAUCACCGGAAGAUGGGAGUGCUUGAAGAUUAAGUACUUACCUACGUUAGAUAGUGGCACUAUUUAAUUAUUGUAACUAGUUUUCUAACCACUCUGAUCAAUAAUUCUUGUAGUUACCUCAACAUACAACCUUCACAAUCACGAUGGAUACCCACAACAACAUAUUACUAAAUCAAAAACAUUACGUCAAAAUUCAGAUUAAUGAUACUCAAAACUAUCAAACAUUACGUUAAAACUCAGAUCAAUAAUACUCAGACUCACAACAUCGAAGAAUUCUCAUUAACGAUCAUUAUUUAUUAUGAUACAAAGUCCAGCGUGAUCGACGCUCAAAGCACAUAAGAAAUGAAGGUCUUUGCUGAUGAAAUUCGAACCAAGUAGAUACAUAGCACUGGAACACGAACAGUUAUUUGCAUAAAUCUAUUUUCUCAUGCUUUUCAACACAUGAUCAAUCCAAGAUUUAGUAUGUUUGUGGAAAGAGAAUAAGUAAGAGGAUGUGAUAGAAGAACGAUCAUGAGUAUCGGUGACAUAUGUUUUGGGCUGGUGAGAUAAUCAAGAUAUUUUGCUGUAUCAUAGCCUACAGCUUGUUUAGCUGAAGCUUCUGCUACCUCUGUCAAGCCAGGGUGGUGCUGCUGACGGUGAACUCUCUCAUUUUUUGCGCAACGGACGUUUGACCCUGCCUGGCCAGGAGAAAGCUGAAGAAGUGCUCCCCUGACGGUUUGCGGCGCCGUAUAAGGUGUUCCGACUGACCCUCGCCUGGAUGACAAAUCGAGUAAUGAGCCCUUCGACUUUCGGUGUUUUUUCUUGG